This is a messenger RNA of Paramuricea clavata, 726 nucleotides long. NCBI's taxonomy places the organism in Eukaryota, Metazoa, Cnidaria, Anthozoa, Malacalcyonacea, Plexauridae. The record is from the annotation of a GenBank genome assembly.
AUGGCUCAGACCGAUGUUCCAGCUGAUAUGAAGGACUUUAUGGAGAAAUAUUUAUCCCAGAUGUGUCGCCAACUUACAUCUGUUGUGGACGACAGGUUUACGCUUAUGAAGAGAGAGUUAUCCGCUGAAACUUCAGCAACUCUUGAUGCGAUUAGUAGCAAAAAAGCUCGCUUGGAUAAACACGUAUUCAAGUCAAAAGGGAAUGAACAGCAAUACCAGCAUCAGCUUGGGCUUCUCGACACCUUUGACGGCGUCGCCACCUCACUAGAAAACCACGAUACAGAUAAAGCUAUGUCUCUUCUCCAAGAAGGUAAAGCCGCUAUUCAUGGCCGGAUCAAACUCAUCAAGUUAGCUGAUAAGAGUGAGCAUGGCUGGCAGACUGUUGCUGAAUAUGUUACCAAUGAACUCGCCGAAAAUUCCGACGAUGAAAAACGCAUAGAUCGUGCUGAGAGAAAUGCGGAAAAGAAGGCGAAGAAGAAGGCAAAGUCGACGUCGGCAGCGAAAGCCCGGCAGCCUUUCACAUUUUCUAAAGCUCCUGCUGUUCCGAAUUCCUUGAGACCUAGCUUCACGCGACCACCCUUCCCUUCAUAUAACAUGCCUCUUGGGAAUCAAAUCGACCCCUGUUAUAAGUUAAGUAUUGUAUUUGAACUUAUAGGUGGGUCACAUUGUUGUACUUUUCACAACUGCUUUGGCUUGUCUGUGUUUUAUUCGAUUGAAUUAGAUUAG